Cooperia oncophora is the source of this 3789-nucleotide messenger RNA. The record is from the annotation of a GenBank genome assembly. Lineage: Eukaryota; Metazoa; Nematoda; Chromadorea; Rhabditida; Trichostrongylidae.
GUCACAGCCCGCGCUAUUACAUAUUACCUUGAUGUUUCCAACGAAUGCACUCGAAGAAUAAUACAAGUGGAUGGCGCUGUUAAGGCAAUAUGUAGUCGGCUUGCUGCUGCCGAAAUGACAGAUAGGACCAGUAAAGAUUUAGCUGAGCAAUGUGUGAAACUCCUCGAGCAUAUCUGUCAACGUGAAACCCUUGCUGUUUACGAUGCUGGCGGUAUGCACGCCAUGCUAACAUUGGUUCGACAACACGGCUCACAAGUCCAUAAGGACACAAUGCACUCCGCAAUGUCUGUAGUGACACGUUUAUGUGGUAAAAUGGAACCUAAUGAUGCUGCCCUUCCGCAAUGUGCAGAAAGUCUUGGAGCUUUGCUUGCACAUGAGGAUAAUAAGGUUUCUGAGAGCGCUUUACGUUGUUUUGCGGCUCUCACAGACCGUUUCAUUCGCAAGAUGCUCGAUCCUGCUGAUUCCCCACGCUUGAUCUCGGCUCUACAGUGUGUUUUAACCAACAAGGAUGAUCGAUGUGUAACGGAUGGUCUUCGUCUCGCAGAUUUACUGGUUGUGCUGUUAAGUGAAGGACGAUCAGCUCUUCCUUUCACAAUGGCGGUGAAUACGUGUAGAAUUAAUGCCCGGAAAGCACCAUACUUGGCGCAUGCACGACUUUUACAGUACCAGUCAAGCGGAGAACCUGGCCAAAGCGGACAAAGUGCCGAACGUGCGCAUCGACAUCUCAUAGACGCAAUCCGGCAAAAAGAUCUCAGUGCUCUUGUCGAUACGAUAGACAAUGGAGUCGUCGAUGUCAACUUCACCGACGAUGUGGGACAGACAUUGUGCAAUUGGGCUUCAGCUUUUGGAUCACUAGAAAUGGUACAGUAUUUGUGCGAUAAGGGAGCUGAUGUGAACAAAGGGCAUAAGAGCAGUAGCUUACAUUAUGCGGCUUCCUUCGGACGACCUGAUAUAGUGAAAGUACUACUGCAACGAGGUGCAAAUCCGGAUUUGAAGAGGAGCGAAGAUGGAAAAGACGCAACCCAUCCCUCCUUCAGGCGAUUGGAUAAAGCAAGGGAACGAACUGACGAAGAUCAUACCCAAGUUGCUCAGAUACUUGAGAGUCCUUCUGUAUACAUGCAUUCAAAGGCUGAUGAGCAAAAUAAAUCGAAGCAAGCCUCUGUUGUUCGCAAAAGCAGUACCAGCGAUCUUCCCGACCGUGAAUUGGCCAUACGUGUCCUUCAUCAACUUUUACCGAUUUUCUGCGAGAUCUUUAUGAAAUCACUGUCUGCAAGUGUACGACGCACAUCUUUGUCGUUACUGCGAAAGAUUGUUGAACAUAUGCAACUGGAUGACAUUCGAUCACCUCCGAGCCAAGCUAUAGAAUCUCAAGGUUCUUCAACAGAUAUGCAAACGCAAUCCCCAGCAGAUUUACCUCCCGGUGCGGAAAAUUUGGUAACUGUGGUUGUUUCCGUGCUUGAGCAAGAAGAGGACCAUGAUGGGCAAGAGCAGGUGUUGCUGAUUCUCUCGUCCCUACUGCGCAAAGAUCCAGAAUUGUGGGUUCCUGAACUUGUACGUCUAGGUGUUUUCGAACGAGUGGAAGCGAUGGCCAAGGAACCACCAAAGAGCUCUGAGGACGAUGAUGACGAUGCAGAUCGAGCUGAAGAACUCAAUGCUCGGAACAGCGCUAUGAGCAGAUCUACUACGUCUACUCCCUCCGUAGCAAUGGAAUUGGACGUGGUUGAGAGGAGCAUCUCUGCGGGCAUCAGUGAUGAAACGGAAAAAGAACGAGCAGCUAUGCUAAAUGUAAUGAUGGAGCCCAAUGCUGGUUCAUCUCUCACGCUUAUGGUCCCCACAUCGUCCAAUGACAAGGGAAAACUGGUUCUUCAGCAAGAUAUGCCAUACCGAUGGAAGGAGUGGCGCGUUAUUCGCGGAGAAGAGUCCACGUUCAUCUGGUGCGAUGUGCUCGCGUUGGAGCUGAGCUUCAAUAGCAACGGGUGGUUCCGUUUCUUCAUGGAUGGAGAGGUGACAACGAUGUUCAACAAUGGCGUUGCUGAAAGUGUGUCCGAUGAGGUUCGAGCUGAAUCGAAGAAGUCUUUCAUGACAAGAUGGAGAAGGGUCAAACAAGUGUGGAAUGAUGACUCACUCCCCGUCAGCAUUUUAUGCGUACCCUGUAUGGGUAAAAAGGUGGAGUUCCCUCGUUGGGAAAUGUGGAGUUCUCGUUCUACGGAGCUUACAAUCAAGUGCUCCAAGAGUGAGGAACACAUCGUUGUCAAGGACGAACUUGGUGGAUUUGUCGUUGAGACGAGCGAUAAGACGAAACAUAGCCAAAUGCCCGAGACAGCGCUAUCUUCUGAGUUCCACACGGGGUGGAGCUCGCAUGGAAUGACGGCAAGACGGUCUAAAUUCAGAGGAGAAAUUCAGCGUAGAAAAGUGCAAGAGUUGGCAUGGGAACUCUGGAAUAACCACCUUAAAGAGGCACGUGCCAAACCACGUGAAGCGCUUAUCGAGUUGCAGAGGGCUGCAAUUUGCAUACAGGAUGCGGUGACCACAGCAAAUCUUAUCGCUGGAAUUUCCAUCAAGAGCAAACACGUGAAGCAACCACGUAUCGAGAAAGUUCAAGAAUCUCAUACCUUUAGCUGGUGUCGGCCUUUGAAAUGCGUGCGAGAGUCAGUGCUGGACGAUAGACGACUUUCAACCUUUGAAUUCUCUGUUUCUGGUAUUGUACCUGCAUUGCACAAUUUGCUGGCCCUGGUGGAACGUCAACCUGGAAGUUAUCCUGCCCGUAUAUUCGGAGAGACGUUCGCGCAUGGAGUGGCCCUAUCGAGCCUAGCCAUGAAAAUGGUCUCUGUAUUGGAAUCAACGGAGAAAUUCCCACAAUACCUGUACGAUACCCCAGGUGGAUCAGCGUUUGGCCUCCAAUUGUUGUCACGGCGAAUUCGUAUGAAACUUGAACAGGCGGUUAGUGACCACGAUGACAAGAAGCAGUUGAUCAACAGAAGCGGCCGCCUACUCAAAAGUGAGCCACUUGACAACAAUUGGUCAGCUCAAGUCGUUCCUUCUGAAGAUGGUAGCGAAGCAAUGGUGACAUCAUCGGAUCAACGACAACCAUUUGGAAAACCAGAAGAUGUCCUAAGUCGUGACGUGAAUCCGAUCAAUUGUCACUCUAGUGAUGACAAGCAUUUUUUGAUGCAGAGCCCUCGGGGCAUUCAAAACUACGAGAAGGACUGCGAAGGAAAAAUAGGGUCAACAGGGAUGUCUUGCCCAAGGAAUGCGAACUUUACGAUUGACCUUGGUGUUUUCCUCUAUCCCACCGCAUACACGCUGCGCCAUGCAAGAGGUUAUGGGCGAUCGGCUCUUCGGAACUGGCUCUUGCAGGGUUCAAAAGACAAGCAAGUGUGGGAGGUACUCGUUGCUCACUCCGAUGAUAUAAGCCUCGGUGACCCUGGAUCCACCGCCACUUGGCCCAUCGAGGACGAUAGGACUAAAGGUCCCUUCCGCUACCUGCGUAUUGCACAAAACGGGAAAAAUUCUUCUGGACAGACGUGCUACCUGAGCGUCUCGGGCUUUGAAGUGUAUGGUGAAAUUGUCGACGUUGUCAUCGAUGGCUUUACAGUACCAAAAGAAGAGAAGGACAGAAGUGGUUGCUCAAUUGGAAAAUCCAAGAUUCCAUUGCCGUCGUCGUCGCGCAAGGAUUCAAACCGUGAUGAGAAAGUUGAAUCGCUGAUGCCCCAAGGUGCGAAUAACAACAAGCUCAGAGCUGGAUUAACUGCAGAUAUGGUCUCUAUGAUGCACACAAGAUCUCGGUGA